AUGGAAUCCAAACUCCACCAGCGGUCAAGCCAGUCCUCGGUGGAGAGAAAUGAGAUUCGAGACGGCGAUGCCAGGAUUCCCAGUGCAGAUGUCGCGCACAUAGCGAACCCAGCCCAAGCAGCCUUCUUCGCCGACUUUGCGGGAAGAGAUUCGGAAUGGACGGCAUACCAGAACAAGAAGCUCGUCCGCAAGGUCGAUUUUCGUCUGUUGCCGCUGUUGAUUGUGAUGUAUACGCUGAACUUCCUCGACCGGAGUAAUCUUUCACAGGCGAGAGAGGGUACGCUGGAGGCCGAUUUACGAAUGAAAGGCACAGAUUUCAACUUGGCCACCAGCGUUUUCUUCAUUGGUUACCUGGUCAUGCAACUGCCCUCAAAUAUGCUCAUCACGAGAGUCAGACCCUCCUUCUACCUGGCGAGUGCAGUGACGGUGUGGGGAGUUGUCUCGACUUGCAACGCCGCUACCCGGAACUUCACGGACCUCGUGGCGGUGAGAUUCUUCCUCGGGUUCGUAGAAGCUCCUUUCUUCCCUGGAGCCAUCUUUCUCAUGUCCUCCUGGUACACGCGUGCGGAGUUGACACAACGCGUCGCGUGGUUCUACUCUGGAAAUGCUUUGGCCAAUAUGCUCGGUGGUCUUAUUGCGGCUGGGGUGCUAAAUAACUUGGAUGGGAGUUUGGGAAYAGCUGGGUGGCGCUGGCUGUUCAUAAUAGAGGGAUCUGUUACGAUCGCUCUCGGCCUGGUCUCCGGUUUCAUCCUACCCGAUUACCCGGCCACAACAACUUGGCUCUCAGAAGAAGAACGUGCUUUUGCUACGUGGAGACUGCUUGAGGAUAUUAACGAGUCCGAUGACGCGCAUGCCACUACCAUCUGGCAUGGGAUCAAGCUUGCUUUGACGGACUACCGCGUCUACGUCUUUGUUCUGUUCCAACAUCUAAGUCUUCUAUCAUCGUCAUUUCAAUAUUUCUUCCCCAGUAUUGUGGGAACCUUGGGAUAUGGACAUAUCGUUACGCUUCUACUCACCGUUCCAGUCUGGGCGUUCACCUUCCUGGUCUCGAUCGGAGUCACCUUCACCGCCGCAAAGACACGAGACCGUUCUCUCCACAUCUGUGGCUUGAUGCUCAUUGCAGCCAUUGGGAAUGCAAUCGUGGCAGGCACCACAAACACCGGGGUUCGAUAUUUUGCCAUGUACCUUUUGCCUGCGGGCUCAAUAUCUGCCUACACAGUGAUCGUUCCUUGGGUUGCAAAUUCCUUCCCGAGACCGCUGGUCAAGCGUUCGGCUUGCGUGGCGAUUGCAAAUGCCAUAGGGAAUACAGCGAGCGUCUACGGAAGCUACAUGUAUCCAUCCUCGGACGCACCGCGGUACAUCCCUGGAGAGAGUGCCAAUGCAGCCAUUUGUGUCUGCGUCGCGGUCCUCGCUCUAGUGCUUCGCGUUAUUCAUCAAAGAGAAAACAAGAAGCUUGAAGAAACAGAAGCAGAGAGCAUGCAGGGAGACACUUCAGAAGCGCGAGCAGGAGUCAUGAAGAUAUCUGGAUUCAGGUAUGUAUACUAG
Molecule: messenger RNA, 1545 nt
Organism: Ramularia collo-cygni
Lineage: Eukaryota; Fungi; Ascomycota; Dothideomycetes; Mycosphaerellales; Mycosphaerellaceae
Product: related to putative tartrate transporter
Exons: 4
Coding region: 1-1545 (514 amino acids)
Biological process (GO): transmembrane transport
Cellular component (GO): membrane
Molecular function (GO): transmembrane transporter activity
Source: RefSeq, a predicted model, not a curated record